CAGAACCGGAAGAGGAAGUGGGGCAGGGAAAUCAGCCUCGCGUCUCAGUUGCCAUGGAGACCGGGUCGCCCAGCAAGCAGAAGCUGGCCCAUUCCGGGUCCUAUGCUUUCCGGGGCUCAAAGUGGCCGCCGACCCCGCGUCUGGCCCGCAUCCUCAGCCCGAGCCAUUCCAUCUGGCUGUCGUCCCUCGCCUACUCCGAUGGCUUCCAGUACAGCCCCGAGGGCCGGCCCCGCCGCCUCGCGCCGCUCCCGGAGCCGCACCUGCUGCGGGUGCGCCCCACGUCGCUGCGCACCCAGGACAUCUCGCACCUGCUCACCGGCGUCUUCCGCAACCUGUACUCGGCCGAGGUCAUCGGCGAGGAGGUGAGCGCGAGUCUCAUCAAGGCCCGCGGCAGCGACGAUGAGCGCCACGAGGAGUUCGUGGACGAGCUGCAGAAGGUUCGGAACGUCUAUAAGAAGCGGCUGGACGAGGUUGAAAUGCUGGAGAGGCAUAUCAUUCAGGCCUACGCACGGUCACUUGCAGAGAAAGAGCGGGCCAUGCACCAACUGCAGGCUCUCGAAUCCUUCAUCAAGAUGCCUCCAGUGCAGACAAUCUUCAGGUGGUGUGUGGACAAUGAGUUGCUACAGAAGCAUCAUCUCAUCUCCCCGGAUGACUACUACAACGACCCAGUGCCAUUUUGCUCCCCACCGAAAGGCAUCUCCAGUCCUGGACCUUCCAAACCAACUUACAGUUAUGAGAAGCGUUCCAUUGCCCAGAAAGCAGCUGCUCCAUUCAGGAAGGCCAUCACUAAGUGUGAAGAGAUAUCAGACUACUCUAUAGGCAGCCUGACCAAGGACUCCUCUGUACAGGCCAAAGUCAGGACCAAAGAAAGUACCACGAAAGCAAGCCAACCGAAGAACAAACGCUGGAUGAACCACUUACGUGUGCCACAGAGAGAGCUAGAGCGACUUCUGCUUGCCAGGAUGGAGAAUCGGAACUACUUUCUGAAAAACCCUCGGUUCUUCCCCCCUAACACCCCGCACGGAGGCAAGUCCCUUAUCUUUCCUCCAAAGAAACCAGCACAGAGAAGAGAAUCGAAGAGCCUAGAUCUGGAACAGCAGAGCUAUGCUGAGACUCCAGUGUUUCUAGCUAAGCCAUCAAUUGGAUUUUUCACAGAUUAUGAAAUUGGACCCGUUUAUGAGAUGGUGAUCUCGCUGCAGAACACCACCGCCACCAGCCGCCACCUGCGAGUCCUCCCACCCUCCACACCCUACUUCUCUCUGGGAUUGGGGAUGUUCCCAGGACAAGGGGGAAUGGUGGCUCCUGGAUUAACCUGCCAGUACACUGUCCAGUUUUUCCCCGACUGCCUUGGGGAUUUUGAUGAUUUUAUUUUAGUCGAGACCCAGUCGGCCCACACACUCCUGAUCCCCCUGCAAGCCCGGAGGCCACCCCCAGUUCUGACGUUGUCACCAGUGCUGGAGUGUGGCUACUGCCUCAUCGGGGGAGUGAAGAUGACGAGAUUCUUCUGCAGAAACGUGGGCUUCAGCGUCGGCAAGUUCUGCAUCAUGCCCAAGAGUAGCUGGCCGCCGCCAAGUUUCAGGGCUGUCGCCAUCUCUGGUUUCGUUGAGCAGCCUCCCUUUGGAAUCCGGCCUUCAGUGUUUGAGCUGGCCCCAGGGCAGACCAUAUUAGUGGAGGUCCUGUUCCUGCCAACAGAGCUGGGGAAAGCAGAGCAGACCUUCAUCGUGGUGUGUGACAACUGCCAGGUCAAGGAGCUGGUGACUGAAGGAGUCGGGCAGCUGGUCGCUUUGGAUCUGAUCUAUAUUUCUGGUGACAAAAGCCAGCCAGAGCCUGGGGAGCUCACAGACUUAACAGCCCAGCACUUCAUACGCUUCGAGCCGGAAAACCUUCAGUCCACAGUGAGGAAGCAGCUGGUUAUUAGAAAUGCGACGCACGUGGAGCUGGCCUUCCACUGGCAGAUCAUGAAGCCCAACCUGAAGCCCCUCCUGCCCUGGGAAACCUUCAGCCUGGACAGCAUCAAGUACCACCCGGACUGGGAGAGCGCCUUCUACAUCACGCCCCAGCAGGGCCUGCUCAGCCCCCACAUGGACCACGAGUUCAUCCUGAGCUUUUCUCCUCAUGAGCCCAGGGAUUUUCACAGCGUGCUCCAGAUGGUGCUGGAGGAUAUCCCAGAACCCAUGAGUUCAGGACCAGAAGCCAUGAGGGACCAGUCUUUCUUCAUGGACGACGUGAUCGUCCUGGAGGUGGAGGUGAAAGGCUCAGUGGAACCAUUCCAGGUGCUCCUAGAACCCUAUGCCCUCAUCAUCCCUGGGGAGAACUACAUUGGCAUCACCAUGAAGAAAGAAUUUAAGAUGUGGAACAAUAGCAAGUCACCCAUCAGAUACACAUGGAGGAAGAUCAGUGACUGCCACAUUGUGGAAGUGGAGCCCUGUGAAGGGGCCAUAGAGCCCAGUGAGGUUGAGCACUUUGAGUUGAACAUUACCGGGAGUGUCCCCGGCCCAGCCAGCCUGGACCUGUUGUGUGACAUCAAGAAUUCGCCGUCACCAGCAGUGCUGCACAUCGAGGCGACCUUCAAGGGGCCUGUUCUCGUCAUCAGUGUCUCAGCCCUCCAUUUCGGCUUGCUCCGCCUGGGCCAGAAAUCUACCAGCUGCAUCCAGAUCCAGAACGUGAGCCAGCUCCCAGCCACGUGGUCCCUGAGGGAGAGCCAGGACUGUCUGGAGGAGCGGUGUGAGCACGUGUCACCUUUCGAUAUCGAGCCCUCCAGUGGCCACAUGCUCCCCUUGGGGCAGUGCAAGGUAAACAUCACCUUGGAGGCCUUGUCCUGCCAACGCCUGGAAACCGUCCUGGAGCUGAUGGUGGUGAAUGGGGCCUGGAGCUAUCUGCCUGUGUAUGCAGAAGUGCAGAAGCCCCACGUGUACCUGCUCAACAGCUUUGUGGAGGUCAGCAACCUCUAUGUGGGCGUACCCACAAAGGCCGUCAUCACGCUCAUCAAUGGCACGCUCCUGCCCACCCAGUUCUACUGGGGUAAGCUCCUGGGGCACCAAGCAAGCUCCUGCACCAUCAAAGUCUUCCCCAGACAGGGCCUGCUGGGCCCCAGCGAAGAACGCCUGCUCCACCUGGAGUUCACUGCUAACACCCAGGAAGAGCUGACAGACCUGGCCUUCCCCUGCCACAUAACCGGCAUGGAUAAGCCACUGGUCCUGGGCAUCUCCGGGAAGCCCCAGGGGCUGAAUGUGACCAUUGAAGUCUUUGAAGAGAGUUCUGAAUGCAGUGUUCCCUUCUCAGAUGUGUACCCCGGCCACCCAGAGGAGCUCCGCCUGGACUUUGGCUCGACGGUGCCGCUGCGGACCCUGGUGACCCGCCAGGUCACCCUGACCAACCUCUCCCCGAUACUGGCCCCCUUCACCCUCGAGUUUGAGUACUUCCGGAGCCCCCAAGACAGCCUGAGCCGGAAACCCAGCCUGCCUGACAUUCCGGUUUCCCUGCUGAAGACGGCGAGGAUGCAGAAGCAGCUGGCCAAGCGAGAGGAGCACUUCUUUAUGGAAAACAUGCUGUCCUAUGGGAAAGGCGCAGCUUUCUUCCCCCACGUGGCCCAGGGCUUGCUGGGCGCCCACCAGCAGCUCAGAAUCAACAUCACAGGCUGUGCGAACAUGUGGGGCGAGUACUGGGACAAGCUCAUCUGCACAGUGGGAGACCAGGCACCCACUGUCAUCCCGGUGUACCUGGUGGCAGUGGGCUGUCCCAUCAGCUCCCUGAGGCCCACCUACCGCAUCGCUGACCAAUUCCAGAAGGAGCCUAUUAUCAGGUUUGGCACACAGGUCUCAGGAGGAGUCACAAUCAUCCGGACCAUUCGCCUGAACAACUCCAGUCCCUGUGACAUCCGCCUGGACUGGGAGACCUACAGUCCGGACUGCAGGGAGGACAAGCUGCUGGACCUACUGGUGUUCUACGGCCCCCUCUUCCCGCUGCGGGACCACCUGGGAAACGAGCUCCUGUCCCCUGAGACCCCAGGGAGCGUGACUGGGCCCCCAAGUUGUCCCUCCAGUGGGUCAGACUACAGCCCCGAUGCCCCAUCUGCCCAGAAGGUCAUCUCAGUCAUCCUGCAGGAGCACGAGGGGGUGCCCUCCAGCCUGUACCAGAUCAGCCCCAGGCAGCUGGUGGUCCCUGCGGGGGGCAGCAGCUCCAUCAGCAUCUCCUUCACACCUCUCGUGCUUGGCCCCGAGAUCCUGCACAAGGUGGAUUGCGCUGGCUACGCCCUGGGCUUCAUGAGCUUGGACAAUGAGGUGGAGAGGGAACUCCCUGGGAAGAGGCGCCGUGGGCAGGACUUCGCUGUGGGCCCCCUGAGGCUGGACCUGCAUGGCUGCGUGAGGCCUGCACAACUGAGCAUGGAGCUGGACUACGGCAGAGGCAUGGUCUUCCGGCACCAGGCCAGCGACCUUAUCCCCGAGCAUCCCUGCUCUGGGGUGCUGGCUGAGCUGGUGACCACCCAGCACCUGAAGCUGACCAACAACACGGAGAUCCCCCACUACUUCCGGCUGCUGGUCUCCAAGCCGUUCUCUGUCUCUCAAGAAGGGGCGAAGCACAGCCGCGGAGCCCCCAUCCAGGGAACGGCGGCAGAGGACAAGCAGCUGGUGCUCCCCCCACAGGAGAACAUGCUGGUGAACGUGUCCUUCUCGCUCUCGCUGGAGCUGCUCUCCUAUCAGAAGCUCCCAGCUGACCAGAUGCUGCCCGGAGUGGAGAUUCAGAAGAAAGCAAAUGGCGAAAAAGAGAUGGUGUUCACUCAGAACCUGCUGCUGCAGUACAACAACCAGACCAUGCAGGUGGUGCCCCUGCGGGCCGUCGUGGCCGUGCCCGAGCUGCAGCUCUCCACCAGCUGGGUGGACUUCGGAACCUGCUUCGUGAACCAGGGCCGGGUGCGAGAGGUCUACCUGCUGAACCUGAGCGGCUGCACAAGCUACUGGACCGUGCUGAUGGGUAGGCCACCCCCCAAACCCUGGGAUGCUGGAUCCCAGCCAUGCAGGGGGACAGGGAGGCUCCUGGGGCAGCGUGUGGAGCCACCAGCCCUCCCGUGUGCCACCUCCCCUCUGAGCAGGCCAGCAGAAGCCAGACAAGGACCCCGCAGCUUUCUGGGUGUCCCCAAGCAGCGGGCUGCUGCAGGCACGGUCUGUCAAUGCUCCUCCAACCUCCAUCCCUCUUCAGAUUCUCUUCAAGGCCAGUAACAGUCAGCUGUACGAGUCCACGCUGGUGGUGGAAGGCGUGCUCGGGGAGAAGGUGUGCAUGCUGAGGCUGCGGGGCAAAGGCUCUAAUGAUGAGAAAUACAUGGUACGCCAGUAGGG
Molecule: messenger RNA, 5333 nt
Organism: Erinaceus europaeus (western European hedgehog)
Lineage: Eukaryota; Metazoa; Chordata; Mammalia; Eulipotyphla; Erinaceidae
Gene: DLEC1
Product: DLEC1 cilia and flagella associated protein
Exons: 36
Coding region: 54-5216 (1720 amino acids)
Biological process (GO): negative regulation of cell population proliferation
Source: RefSeq, a predicted model, not a curated record